This is a messenger RNA of Sardina pilchardus (European sardine), 2412 nucleotides long. RefSeq lists its product as uncharacterized. The transcript is spliced from 3 exons. The record is from RefSeq and is a predicted model, not a curated record. The coding region runs from base 1 to 2412 and encodes 803 amino acids. Lineage: Eukaryota; Metazoa; Chordata; Actinopteri; Clupeiformes; Clupeidae.
AUGUCUGCUGGUUCGUCUCCCCUGCUGACCAUCCGGUCGUCCGAUUCGGACGCAGACUUCGUCCCUCCUACCCAACGCAGGAGGAGCGCCAGGGCCAUCAAGGCUAACUCCAAAUGGGCCAACUCCACCGCUGCUGACAUAGCAGCCGUCUUGGCCCAGUCGGGGAUCCCUUUCAACGCCGAGUUGAGUAAAGAAGAUCUCGUUCUCCUCACGCACAACACUCUCGGCAGUCCUCAACUCCACGCCGAGCCAAAUGUCCCAGGUCCUGCUCCUGAUCUCCCAGUCGAUCCCGCUGCUGAUCUGGAAGAGCCCGCUCCGCCACCAAAGAAACGCCGGGCAAAGACGAAGCACCUUACUCCUGCGCCUCGUAAGAGGAAGCCUACUGCUCCGACCCUCCCGGACUCUCCCGUCUCGUCUCAACCCAUCCUGGAUGCAGUUCUCUCCCUCACCGCGUCGAUUACAGCAAUCGACUCCAGAAUUCAGGCGCUGGAACACCAGCGCCCAGCUCUACCGGCCUCCUCGCCGUCUGCAGCACCGCCGGCUCCCGCCGCCAUUCAGUGGCCCGUCCCCCUCCAAGCACCGAACACCAGCACGGGCGUGUACCCUGAUCGCAGGAUAGAACUGGACACAUACCUUGCCAUCAUGGCCGAUUUCAACCUCCGUUACGGAGGCACACUUUUCUAUCAGUACCAUAAUGCAUUUUCCGCGAAGUCCGCUUCUUACAUUUCUCUGUACAAUCUUCGCUUGGACUGGUCCGUCGUCGACACCGAACUUUUGGUUAGGCAUUUCAGUGGCCAAAGAUCGCUCAGCUGCAACAUUUGUGGCUCCCACGCCCACACGGCGAUUCUGUGUCCGCAAACGGCCUUCAACCGACCACCACUUCCGGUUGCUGUCCAGCAUCCUGACUCCGGGUUUAGGGUUGGUGUUCUGUCCCCCCUUUCAUGCUCGUACACGGCUAGGAACCUUCAGUCGGCUCUAACCGAACCCUCUAUAGUGUCCGAACUUCUGUCUAAAGAAUUAAAUAAAGGCUAUGUUCUCGGCCCCUUCUCUGCUCCUCCUUUUCACCCCUUCCGCGUAAACUCACUCGGCGUGGCUACCAGGAAAUACUCUGGCAAGAAAAGGCUGAUUUUUGACAUGUCUUCACCUCACUCCGAAACCUGGUCCAGCGUCAAUGAAAUGAUUCCUCUCGAGCCCUUUUCUCUCCACUACGCCUCCGUCGAUAAUGCUAUUCACCUCAUUAAAAUCGCUGGUCAGGGCGCCCUGCUCGCUAAAGCCGACAUUACCGACGCAUUUAAGGUUAUGCCAAUUCACCCUGCCGACUGGCCCCUAUUUUGCGUAAAAUGGCAGUCUAAAUUCUAUUUUGCAGUGAGGCUUACUUUCGGGUGCAGGAGUAGUCCUCACAUUUUUAAUUGCCUUUCAGAAGCACUGUGCUGGAUUUUGUUAAAUGUCUGUCAUUUACCGUUCGUUCUGCACCUCCUGGACGAUUUUCUUUUAAUUGACUUUCCAGCUAAGACCAGUUCAGUUCUGGACGUCCUUCGCAACGUUUUCCAGGAGCUAGGGGUUCCCCUCUCUGCCGAAAAGACAUUAGGACCCGUCACUUCUCUCGAAUUUCUGGGUAUAAUCCUCGACUCCGUUAAAAUGCAGGCCUCUCUCCCAGACGAAAAAUUGACCAGAAUCCGCGAAGUGUCCGCUUCUUCCCUCUCAGUCGGCUCGGUGACUAAAAGGGAACUCCUCUCUCUCCUGGGCCACCUGAAUUUCGCGAUGCGCAUCAUCCCGCAAGGCCGCUCCUUCAUCUCUCGCCUGUUAGAUCUGGCUCACUCCGUGGAAAAUCUAUCCGACUCUAUUGUUCUCGAUUCAGGCUGUCAGUCGGAUCUUAGCUUUUGGUCCAAGCUGCUGAAGCAUUGGAACGGCAUCUCUUUUUUUUACAACGAUCACACCGACUCGUCCGUCUCUCUCAAGCUGUUCACGGAUGCCGCUCCAUCUCUCGGCUUUGGGGGGCUUUACAAUGAUUUGUGGUUCGCAGAAAAAUGGUCCGAUGAAUUUCUCGCAUUUUCCUCCGAUGCUGUUUCAUCCGCCCUUUUCGAAUUAUACCCCAUCGUGGUCUCCUGCGUCCUGUGGGGUAAAGAAUGGUCAAGAAAGCGCAUUCUCUUUUUCUGUGACAACGAAGCAGUGGUGGCCAUUAUUAAUAAAGGUCGCUCUCGCUGCCCCAAAAUUAUGUCUCUUCUGAGGAGACUCACCUGGCAGUCAGUCAUUCAUAACUUCGUCGUAAAUGCCUCUCAUGUACCAGGUUAUAUUAAUGUCGAAGCUGACGCACUCUCCCGUCUCCGUUUUCAGGAAUUCCAACGUCUCUGCCCUUCAGCCAGCAAAGUGUCAACCCCGUGCCCAAAGUUCUCCGAACUGCUUCUGGUUUAA